Penicillium cosmopolitanum is the source of this 465-nucleotide messenger RNA. Its product is annotated as BTB/POZ domain-containing protein. NCBI's taxonomy places the organism in Eukaryota, Fungi, Ascomycota, Eurotiomycetes, Eurotiales, Aspergillaceae. The coding region runs from base 1 to 465 and encodes 154 amino acids. The record is from RefSeq and is a predicted model, not a curated record. Gene Ontology annotation, molecular function: protein binding. The transcript has 3 exons.
AUGGCGAACCUUUGGGGAACUGAUAGUUUCACUGAUGUCACACUCAAGUUUGGGGAUGAUGGUACCCUUCCAGUACACAGAGUGGUUCUUGCCAGCCAAUCUGCCUACUUUCAGAACCUGUGGCUCGGGAAUAACUGGAAAGAAAGCGGGGAAGAAAUUAUAUCCCUAAAAGAAGACGAUCCACAUGCCAUGAUUGCGAUGAUGAAGUUCUUCUAUAAAAAGGAGUACUUUCCGUCUAAGGACGGUGUCACAAGCCCCCUCCAUUUUGUCGCUAUGGUCUAUCAAGUCGCAGAUAAAUAUCUCGUGCCACAACUAAAGGAGCAGUCCCUAGAAAGAUUCAGAUCCCUGCUAACAAGCGACUGGGAUCUCAAUGACCCCAGUGACCUCGAUGGUUUCCUAAGUGCCACAGCAGUCAUCUACGAGAGCACACCGCAGAGUGAUCGCGGGCUUCGAGAUAGUGGUUGA